This is a messenger RNA of Carassius carassius (crucian carp), 4043 nucleotides long. RefSeq names its product serine/threonine-protein kinase 10-like. The record is from RefSeq and is a predicted model, not a curated record. Lineage: Eukaryota; Metazoa; Chordata; Actinopteri; Cypriniformes; Cyprinidae. Bases 297 to 3242 code for a protein of 981 amino acids. Gene Ontology annotation, biological process: protein phosphorylation. Gene Ontology annotation, molecular function: protein serine/threonine kinase activity; ATP binding. The transcript is spliced from 18 exons.
UUUACUGGAUCUCAGAGCAAAGAAUAGCUAGAAUUAAGAGUCAUUUUCUUUGUCUGUAUAUUAUUGCAUUAACAUACUGAUCGUUAAAUAUAUCAAGCUCUCCAAUUGCUCUCCGUGCAAAGACAAACAUGUCAACACUCCGACUAUUUCCUGAUUAGACAAGAGUCUGACUAGUAUUAAAUUGCAAUGGGAAUGCAAUAGAAGUUGCAUCGAUUAAUCUACGCCUAUUUAGACAUUAGCGGAAAGAAAUAUCCCUUUGUCAACCGACUAGAAGAAGAGACGUGUGGGAUUUGGCUAUGUCCUUCUUUAAUUUCCUAAAAAUCUUUAAAUUGGGCGCAGAGAAGAAGAAGAAGCAAUAUGAUCAUGUGCACAGGGACGCAAAUCCGGAGGAAAUCUGGGAGAUUGUGGGAGAACUGGGGGAUGGAGCCUUUGGAAAGGUGUUCAAGGCUCAAAACAAGCAGACCGGCAUUUUUGCUGCUGCAAAGGUGAUUGACACCAAAACUGAAGAUGAGCUGGAGGACUACAUGGUAGAGAUCGACAUCUUGGCAUCAUGUGACCAUCCCAAUAUUGUCAAGCUGCUUGACGCAUUUUACUACGAGACCAAACUGUGGAUACUGAUAGAGUUCUGUGCCGGCGGAGCCGUCGAUGCUGUCAUGCUCGAACUGGAAAGGCCUCUGACGGAGCCGCAGAUCAGGGUGGUUUGUAAGCACACUCUUGAUGCUCUGCAGUAUCUGCAUGACAACAAGGUGAUCCACAGAGACCUGAAGGCUGGAAACAUCCUGCUCACCCUCGACGGAGAAGUCAAACUGGCGGACUUUGGGGUGUCUGCCAAGAACACAAAGACCAUCCAGCGAAGAGACUCUUUCAUUGGAACGCCUUACUGGAUGGCCCCAGAGGUCGUGAUGUGCGAGACGUCUAAGGACAGGCCGUAUGACUAUAAGGCUGAUAUUUGGUCUCUAGGAGUCACUCUGAUCGAGCUGGCCCAGAUCGAACCGCCCAACCAUGAGAUGAAUCCAAUGAGAGUUCUGCUCAAGAUCGCCAAAGCUGAGCCGCCUACUCUCCAGCAGCCUUCAAAAUGGUCUCCUCAGUUUAAUGACUUCCUGAAACACGCGCUGGAAAAGAACGUGGACAACAGGUGGAGCACAGCACAACUUCUUCAGCACCCCUUUGUAAGUAGUGUGACUGACAACCGACCCCUGCGGGAGCUCAUCGCAGAGGCCAAGGCAGAGGUCACAGAGGAGAUAGAGGAGCUGAAGGAGGAAGAGGAGGAAGAAGAUCAUGAAGGAAACCUGCUGCUUCCUGGACACAAACGUGCAUCAUCUGAUGCUAGCGUUGGAAGCUCUGAAGACGAGAAGCUUCCUCCGACGCCGUCCACAUUGGAGUCUGUUCCUGAGAAGAUCGAGGAGGUGGCUACACCAAGACCUCCAGACGAUCAUGUUAUAACUGGAAUAAAGACAGAACAAGUACCUCUGAAGGUAGAUGAGAAACACAUCGAGGAUGUAGCAGAACCUGGAUCCAAGGAACAACAAGUGGAAGUAUCUCCAAAGGAACCUAAAGCUGAAGAGAUGCCUGUAGAACCACCUGCUGACGCAAUAGUCCAGUCGGAGGAGCAGAGAGUAAAACCUGAGGCAGAUAUACUGGAAGAGGAAAAGGAGGUGGUGGGCAAUGGUGAACUCCUAAAGGAAGUGUCUGCAUCAGACAUUUAUUCACUGGAGACACCAACAGAACCAGUUAAACAAGCUGUGCCUGAUGAACCUAUCCCAACAUCUCCACUGAAAGAAGAAGAGAGCGUUGAGGAAAAGGAGAAACCUGAACUGGAAGAGAAGCAAAGCCCAGUGAAACCCAGGUAUGUGAAGAAGCAAGACUCUGACUCUGGGAUCAGUUCUUCUGCCGACAACAGCAGCAUAGACCUGAACUUAUCCAUCUCCAGCUUCAUUAGCAAAUCCAAGGAGCCAGGAACCGUCUCUCAGCAGGACAACAAGAUGCAGAAGAAAACUCUGAAAAAGACUCGCAAGUUCAUCGUGGAUGGUGUAGAAGUCAGUGUAACGACGUCCAAGAUCCUCACAGACAAUGACGCCAAAAGUGAGGAGAUGAGAUUCCUCCGGCGUCAGGAGCUGAGGGAGUUGAGACUUCUGCAGAAAGAAGAGCAGCGAGCCCAACAGCAGCUCAGCAACAAACUCCAGCAGCAGAGAGAGCAGAUCUACAGACGCUUCGAACAGGAAGUCACGAGUAAGAAGCGUCAGUAUGAUACGGAGGUGGAGAAUAUGGAGCGGCAGCAGAAACAGACCAUCGAGCGUCUGGAGCAGGAACACACCGAGCGUCUCAGAGACGAGGCCAAACGCAUCAAAGCUGAGCAGGACAAAGAGCUUUCCAAGUUUCAGAGCGCGCUCAAGAACCGCAAGAAAGAGGAGCAAGAAUUUCUUCAGAAGCAGCAGCAGGAUCUGGACAGCGCUCUGAAGAAGAUCAUUCAGCAGCACAAACAUGAGCUGGCCACUACAGAGAAAGACUGUCUCAACAACAAGCAGCAGCUCCUGAGAGCCAGAGAAGCCGCGAUGUGGGAGCUAGAAGAGCGUCACCUACAGGAAAAACACCAGCUACACAAACAGCAACUGAAAGACCAGUACUUCAUGCAAAGACACCAGCUACUCAAAAGACAUGAGAAGGAAAUGGAGCAGAUGCAGAGGUAUAACCAGCGUCUGAUAGAGGAGAUGAAGAACAAACAGACGCAGGAAAGAACCAGACUGCCUAAGAUCCAGCGCAGUGAUGCUAAGACCCGCAUGGCCAUGUUCAAAAAGAGUCUGCGCAUCACGACCACAGGGCUCACGCCGGAACUGGAACGUGAGAGAGUCAAACAGUUUGCAGCACAGGAGGAGCAGAGACAAAAUAACGAGCGUCUCCAUCAACAACAGAAACAUCGCAAUCAGAUGAGAGAUCUGCAGACGCAGUGUGACGCCAACGUCAGAGAACUACAGCAGCUGCAGAAUGAGAAGUGCCAUCUUUUGAUCGAGCAUGAGACUCAGAAGCUGAAGGAGCUGGAUGAGGAGCACAGCGCAGAGCUCAAGGACUGGAGAGACAAACUCAAACCCCGCAAGAAGGCCCUUGAGGAAGAGUUCGUCCGUAAGCUAAAGGAACAGGAAAUGUUCUUCAAAAUGAGCGGGGAGUCUGCAUGCCUUAACCCCUCCACCCAGAGCCGGAUCUCAAAGUUCUACCCCGUCCCGAGCGUCCAGUCCACCGGAUUUUAACUCACACGUUCACGCUAAACUGCAUUGUGAAUGAACUUCUGCUGCUUUGUUCCCUCUGAUCAGUCAGUCAGAAGGAAGGAGGGACUUCAUUGAUCCAGAUAUCCACAGAGAAGUUUUUUGCAUUUUGUUUUUAUUUUGUUAUUUUAAAGGAGGAUUUUCAGUGUGGUUACCCUAAACAUUUCUGCAAUAGUUUAAGAAAGAUGAUGUGAUUCUGUAUGCCACUUAAUUGAUCAAUUUUUUCCAUUUUUAAAAAUGGAUUUUUACCUUUAACCCCACCCCCCGAAUCAGUGGUCUCAGUGUCUUAACGAUGUGGUAUUUUUAUACCAAGUGAAUAAUUUAAAUCUCAAAAUCAAUCUGAAUCAGUUGUGGUGUUGUUGAUUUGUGUUUUUUUUUUUGUCUGAAGGGUAGUCAAAUGUUCUUAAAUUUGAUUGAAGUUUAAAGGCACAUUAUAUAGAGGUAAAAAAGGACAUUUCUUGGUUAUUUUCUGUAUGAAUUACAGGAUUUAAAUAUAUUUGACUCUGUUAUCUCACUUUUAUUGAGCUUUGUUUAUCAUUAAAUGGAUCUAUAGCAUGUAUAGUAGCAGCAAUAUUCAUUUCUUUGAGGUGUUUUUUGCAUUGCAUCCACAAUGUAUGGAAAUAUCCUGACGUCACUGUGGUUUAAAGUGCAUUUGUGCUUGCACUGCUAUGCAGUGUGAACAUGUAGCCUAAGUAAAUCAUCUCAACCUACAAUUAUUUCUGUGAACUUCUGAGGAGCCCAAUCUCUUCAUAAUGUCCAUUCUCCAAAAAAUGGCAAAUGGUUUUA